AGUUACUUUUAAUACACUGCUUGUGGCGCUCAUUCACACAUGGCUUUAAGAAACAUGUCCCAUUAUAGUGAGUAGGCUUGUUGUUCAAACAGUACAUUCCCCUAAGUGGCACCUAGAACACACAGAGAACCGAACCCUGUCAGGGCCAGGUGCUCACAUCAUGUAGACCCAUUUAAAGUUGGUGUUCAUUUAGUAUUUUACCUGUUUUACAAUGAAAUCUGUUCUAUUGACUCCUUUUUAUUUUUAUGUAUUACAUUUCAUCAUUUCUAUUUCUCCAUUGGUUUUCUGGUCACACUUGUUCUGGCUGACUGCUUGUCAGUCAUGUGAAGCCGUGAACCACCAAACUGUUCGUGCUGUGUGAUACGAGAUGACAGCGCACGUGUUUCCCUCUCCAGCUCAGUACUUUCUGAUGUUCUUCUUGUUACUUGAAUUUUAUGCACUGUGUGUACUGUGUUAUGUAUUGAAUUUUAUAUUUACUCUUGUAUAUUAUACACUGACAUUGUACGAUUCAAAUGUUAUUUCUGUUACGAUUACUCUUAUUAUGACUCUGUCCUCGAUACCAAUGUGCAAAGUGAUUUUUCACUUUCAUUGUGAUACAUUUGCAAUGACAAUAACGUGACUGACUGACUGAACCUGUAGGACUGUGCUAUAUAAAUACAGGCUGGCUGACUGAUGGUUGGCUGAAGCACAGAAGCAAAAGGCUGCCUGGCAGGAAACUGUGCACGGGCAACAACAAAGGCCUAUGCAACCAGUUUGCUUCCACUUGAAAUGUCGCAAAACUGUGAAUUAAUUUCUGCAACAAGGCAAAAGAAUAAAUAAAUACAAAAGGGAAGCAAGCGUCAUGUGAAGCAGACGUCAGGUGUUACAGGUCAUUUCCCAGCAGCUGGUUUCCUCUGAUCUCUGAGAUGUAGGUCAGUGACCUCAGUAUGUCCUGUGUUUCUUUCCUUCUUGCUCAAGGAGGAUUUGUUGGGUUUUCCUCUAUAACAAUAAUAGUAACAGUAAGGUCUAGACCUUACACAUAAAGUCGAAUUGAAUUAUCUUCAUUUUGUAUUUUAGCGUGUAGUUCAAACAUGCCACCUGAAGAUGUCGCUGCCCCCUCCCUUUGCAGAGACUCACAAAGCUCCGGUCCUCUCAGUGAGUGGACCCCCUUUAUUCUAUCAGGACAGCGGGGAAUGGGACAGACAGAGACAGAGGUGGGCAGAGGUGUGACAGACAGAGGCAGGGGGAGACUCGGAGCCACUUGGCAUCUGCCAGUCCUUAUUUUUAUUUAGGAAUUUCAGAGCGGGGAAAGCUGGAGCAGCAGUAGUUUGUGGUGCGUAACCGGGAUAGGUCGCUCUCUAUACUCUCAGGAGUUGUGCCACACUUUCAGACUGAGCGGUUUAUUUGGAGGUAGUGUCCUGGGUGGAGUUUUCCUUGCCUCCGCUACGGCCCCUUAGGUGCACGGAUUACAAUGCAAAGGAUUUUGGAUGUGUGGGUCACCUUGGUGACAGUUUCUGCGCUGACCAACGGGGGUUUUGCGGGAUACGGGCUGAGCAUGUUUGCUGCGCAGUCCUCACCUCCAGAUCCGUGCUAUGACGAGAACGGGAACCCGCGGAGAUGCAUCCCCGACUUCGUCAACUCCGCUUUUGGGAAGGACGUGCGCGUAUCCAGCACUUGCGGCAACCCCGCCGCCAGGUACUGUGUGGUGACCGAGAAGGGCGAGGAGAGGACGAGGGACUGUCACACGUGCGACGCCGGGGAUCCCAAGAAGUCCCAUCCGCCUGCGUACUUAACAGACCUCAACAACCCCCACAACCUCACCUGCUGGCAGUCGGAGAACUACCUGCAGUAUCCGCAGAACGUCACCCUCACCUUGUCUCUGGGCAAAAAAUUUGAAGUGACCUAUGUGAGCCUCCAGUUCUGCUCACCAAGACCCGAGUCCAUGGCCAUCUACAAGUCCAUGGACUACGGCAAAUCAUGGGUGCCGUUUCAGUUUUAUUCCACACAGUGCAAGAAGAUGUACAACAGACAGAACAAGGCAACAAUCACCAAGCAGAACGAGCAAGAAGCCAUCUGCACGGACUCCCACACGGACAUGCACCCUCUGACCGGCGGGCUCAUCGCUUUCAGCACCCUGGACGGUAGACCGUCGGCGCACGACUUCGACAACUCCCCGGUGCUGCAGGACUGGGUAACGGCCACCGACAUCAAGGUGAUCUUUAGCCGACUUCACACUUUCGGAGACGAGAACGAGGACGACUCGGAGCUGGCCCGUGACUCCUACUUUUACGCCGUGUCGGACCUGCAGGUCGGAGGACGUUGCAAGUGCAACGGACACGCUUCCAAAUGCGUCAAGGACAGAGAAGGAAAUCUGGUUUGUGAGUGCAAACACAACACAGCGGGACCGGAGUGCGACAGGUGCAAACCUUUCCACUACGACCGACCCUGGCAGCGCGCAACGGCCAGAGAAGCCAAUGAGUGUGUCGCCUGCCACUGUAACCUGCACGCCCGCCGCUGCCGCUUCAACAUGGAGCUGUACAAGCUGUCCGGCCGGAGAAGCGGUGGCGUCUGCCUCAACUGUCGUCACAACACAGCAGGACGCCACUGUCACUACUGCAAGGAGGGCUACUACAGGGACAUGACCAAGUCCAUCUCUCACCGCAGAGCCUGCAAAGCAUGUGACUGCCAUCCAGUUGGAGCAGCGGGGAAAACGUGUAACCAGACAACAGGCCAAUGCCCCUGCAAAGACGGAGUGACGGGGAUCACCUGUAACCGCUGUGCAAAGGGCUACCAGCAGAGCCGCUCGCCCAUCGCUCCCUGCAUCAAGAUCCCAGCUGCAUCUCCGACAGCGGCUUACAGCAGCUACGAGGAGCCGUCAGAUUGUGAAUCUCACUGUAAGGCGUCCAAGGGAAAGAUGAAGAUCACCAUGAAGAAAUACUGUAAAAAAGACUAUGCUGUCCAGGUGCAUGUUCUGAAAGGAGACAAAGCAGGCGAGUGGUGGAAGUUCACUGUCAACAUCAUUUCAGUGUACAAACAAGGCGAACACCGCAUCCGCCGCGGGGACCAGCUGCUGUGGGUGCGUGCAAAGGAUGUGGCCUGCAAAUGCCCUAAGAUCAAGCCUGGGAGGAAGUACCUACUCCUGGGUACAGAUGACGACUCCCCCGGGCAGAGCGGCGUGGUGGCGGACAAGGGAAGCCUGCUCAUCCCUUGGAAGGACCUGUGGGGCCGCCGGCUGAGGAAGUUCCAACAGCGUGACAAGAGGGGAAAGUGCUAAAAGUAGCUGGAGAGGAGGGAGAAACAGAGAGAUUGAGGGAGAGGAGGAGGCAAAAUAUCGUCUCUAAUGAGAAGAAUGCAAGGAAGAGGAUGCGAUAAAAAAAACUGGAUGAAUAAAGCAGGAGGAGGAAUGAAUGAGUGCUGCUGCUCUGAGUCGGAGCAAAGAGAUUAGUGUUUUUAGGAACUUUUGUGAAGGAGCUCAUUCUACAUUUUUCUGUUUCUGUUUGUCGAGGUCUGUUUUGUUGUGUAAUUGCAGAGUUUGCACCUAAUGUUACAGACAUGUCACAUCAUAUCCAUUUACCCAUGAUGCCGUUGUUUUUUAAAGUCUGUUCGGUCGUUUUAAAGAGCGACACAUUGCCUGUUUGUUUUCAGAGGAUCUGUUUUCACUGUGCUAUGUAAAGCAUGGUUACUGCAUGGCACUGAGGGAAUCCACUCAUGUAUGACACGUUGCUCCUGCAACCUGCCAAACUUUGAGGUUGUUAAAAAUUGUGACAUUGUUCCUAACUGCAGUCUCAGAGUGCCACUUUGCCUGCUCACAUGAGUGUUACCUCAGCGUUGUGGGAACAAAAUGCCAUAAUGAUCCUCUGCUCAUUCUGUAUAAUGAUCUCAGCGCUUCUCGAUGUAUCAACAGUAUGUCGUGGUUGUGACCUCUGCAAUGUAAAGUAACCAUACGUGCAUACACAGACAUUAUUUUUAGUAGAUGAUGCUGCAGCAUCAACUAGAAGUAGAGUAGACACGUCAACCAUGCACUUAUUUUUACUAGUCAGACAUUUUAGAACAUAUGAGAUAUGUUCACAUUUUAGAGAGGCACCCAAAAAGAAAAGAAUCCCAUACUGUACCAUAUUAUGAUGCAAAAGACCUGUACAAUUCAAACCCUGCUCGUCUCACUGAUGACAAGGAUAACGCGGCUACAGACGACUCCGUUUAUUCUCUAAUAAAAGGACUAAAUGAGAGCCGGAUGUCCCGAACAUCUGAGAGAGAACAGCGAAGUCUCACUUCAUCAAGCAGAGAAUACCGACCUAUCAAGCAACCCUCGAACCACUGACACCCUGCAUGCUUGCUAGUUACUGUAGCUGACUGAUGGCUAAUAAUGAUUGUGAAUUAUGUACACGUUUAAUUUGUAUACAGUAUUCAGUGUUGUGGGAAAAUAACCUGUGGAGUGAUAGAACAUCACAAAUGUUUAUUGUGAUGUGCUGUGCGUUCAGCGCACUGUGUCAAAUGUUCAUCACCUCAAAGCGCCUCAAGACUUGGUACUCAACAAAAAGGCAUGACCAACUGUCUACAUGUUAUAUAGCUGUAUAGUAGUAUUUUUAUUUUUUGUUUAACUGUCUCCAUAUGAACAUAACUGGAGUUUUAAAUACUAGAGGCUUAAUAAAUGGAAAGUGAAAUAAAUGAAUGUCAGACAAACUUGUCAUGUUUACCUGCACCUGGAGGAUCUCACACACACACACACACACACACACACUGACUUUACACAUACACAGUACAUCCCACAGACAUAAGGCUACACACAGAUACACACAUGGCUACACCUCAGUGCUCUGUGCAUCAUACUGUAUGUGUCUGUAAUUCACAACAUGCUAAUAAAGUCUCUGCCAACACACCAGCUCCAACACGUCUCCACCUGUUCUGCAGGCGUUUGCAGACCUCCGCUCUCCAUCGGCAGGAUAUCUGAAUAAUCAUCUGUUCAUGUUUAUACGUCGGCUUGUAAAUGUUGUUUAGCAGUUUCCAUUGCAAAUGUAUGUGUAAUGUCUUGUAAUACUAAUAUAUUAUGUUUAUCACAAAUGAAUAUAUUUAAUGACACAUGAAACAAUGUGGCUUUUGUGUUUUUUUUAUCUUUUACCUGUUAUUUUUAUGUUUUGCAUUGAACUGUAGACUGUAAUGAAACGUUCUGAAGUGUUUGGCUAUUGAUCAGCCUGAUAGAACUGAUUAAUUCACCUGAAAUAAAGCUGUGUAAAAAAAUAAGGGGAAUCCCAACUGGAACAACAGUUAAGUUAUUUUCUCUUCUUAUACUUAAAAAGUGU
This is a messenger RNA of Monopterus albus (swamp eel), 5276 nucleotides long. It is a transcript of the gene ntn1b, whose product is annotated as netrin 1b. Gene Ontology annotation, biological process: motor neuron axon guidance; tissue development; animal organ morphogenesis. Gene Ontology annotation, cellular component: basement membrane. The transcript has 7 exons. Gene Ontology annotation, molecular function: protein binding. The record is from RefSeq and is a predicted model, not a curated record. The coding region runs from base 1451 to 3253 and encodes 600 amino acids. NCBI's taxonomy places the organism in Eukaryota, Metazoa, Chordata, Actinopteri, Synbranchiformes, Synbranchidae.